Molecule: messenger RNA, 1374 nt
Organism: Cuscuta europaea
Lineage: Eukaryota; Viridiplantae; Streptophyta; Magnoliopsida; Solanales; Convolvulaceae
Source: the annotation of a GenBank genome assembly
CUUGCUAUCUAUUUAUCACCUUACAUAUACGACAUAUACGACAAAUUCAGAAUCAAUGUCAAGUACAAAAAGGCGUGGUAUGGACGUUUGAUUGCCCUUGAACGAAGAUUCGGGAACUGGGAGGCGGCCUACAAUGAUUUACCCAAUUUGUUGCUUGCGAUAAGAGAAUCAAAUCCGGGGUCAGUGGUAGAUUUCCAACCAAAACCAACCAGUCAUGAUGGUACGUAUGAAUUUCAUCGUGCAUUUUGGGCUUUUAAAGCUUCCAUUGAUGGGUUUGAACACCGUCUGCCCGUAGUAUCUGUUGACGGUACUCACUUGUACGGAAAGUUCAAGGGUCAUCUCUUGGUUGCAGUCGCCAUGAAUGCUAACCGUGAGAUUUUCCCUCUCGCGUACGCAGUUGUGGAAAGUGAAAACACAAAUAGUUGGUCCUGGUUUUUGGAACACAUUAUGACUUAUGUUGUCAGACCAAAUCGGCAUGUGUGCAUAAUAUCAGAUCGACACCCUGGCAUCCUAAGUGCCUAUCAAUCAGUACCUCAAUUGAAAACCUCCCAAGUUUCGAAGCGGUUCUGCCUCCGACACAUUAGAAGCAAUUUCAUGACAAAAUUCAGGAGCACUGAAGUGAAAAAGCUCUGUUGGCAGGCCGGGAGUACACCCAUGGUGAGUGAAUUUUACCAAACAAUGGCUCAAAUUCGUGCUACGAAUGAGAAUGCGUUCACGUAUUUGAACGCUAUUCCACGUGAAAAUUGGGCACUGUGCUUCGACGAUGGACGACGUUACGGCAUCCUCACAACAAAUCUUUCCGAGAGCUUCAAUAACGUUCUAAAGGGAUGUCGAACACUUCCAAUCACCGCGCUGGUUAAGGCAACUUAUAACAAAGUUGUCCAACUAUUUGCCGAUCGACGUAGGGCCGGUCAGAUGUGGCGGCAAGCUGGGUUCCUAUAUCCGCAAAAUAUAUGGAAAGAUAUUCUUGAACGUUCACAGAAAAGACAUCAGUGCACUAUUGUCCCGCAUAACCGAACAACGGGAAUAUACUCUGUUUCCAUCCGUGAUUAUCCGCCGGUAACGGUAAAUCUCUCACGUUGCGAAUGUGAUUGCGGUUUUUGGAAGCAAAAUGGAUUUCCAUGUGUGCACGCCUAUGCAACAUGCUAUUUCUUAGAAAUAACUGUAGAUCAUCUCAUCCCGGACGUGUAUAAAUUAGGUGCGUACAUCCGUACGUAUGCUACAGAUAUUAUGCCUAUGCAUGACGUAAGUGCGAUGCCUGAUACCGGAUAUGUAGUGAUACCGCCUCAAAGUGCUCGACGCAGUCAAACCGGUAGGCCUCAAAGGACACGAUUUACAAAUGAAAUGGAUAUGCGUCCGAGUAGGAGAGCACAA